Messenger RNA from Daphnia pulex (common water flea), 3145 nucleotides. Its product is annotated as glutamate receptor ionotropic, kainate 2-like. The transcript is spliced from 19 exons. Lineage: Eukaryota; Metazoa; Arthropoda; Branchiopoda; Diplostraca; Daphniidae. Gene Ontology annotation, molecular function: glutamate-gated receptor activity. The record is from RefSeq and is a predicted model, not a curated record. Gene Ontology annotation, biological process: monoatomic ion transport. Bases 271 to 3069 code for a protein of 932 amino acids. Gene Ontology annotation, cellular component: postsynaptic membrane; plasma membrane.
CGGGGUGGAAAUCCUCGACUGGGCCAGUUGCACGUGACUGUUGAUCCUGUGUGGAGGUGACUUCCUUCGUCUGUGAUCCACAUUCUUUCACACACAGGACCAAACAGACAGAAAUACACGAUUGGUAAACAAACAAACUUGAGCGCAAAAGAAAAAGAAAUAACAAACGGAGGAGAAAAAUUGAUAACGAGAGAAUAGAAAAACAAAAACUGCGCUAAAUUUUCCCGUGUGAUUUCCCAGCGCCUUGGAUGGUUCAAUGUUGAGAGAAAAAUGCCGGAAGAGCGCUAUUACAAUCCGCUCGACUGCCGGACAAGAUCCGCAGCCAUCACUGCCUUCGUCGUCGUUUAUCUUCUGUUCGCCACCGUCCAGCCUUCUGGUGGAUUGCCCCCAGUCAUCAAAAUCGGAGCCAUUAUGACCGAAGAGCAGCGUGGUAGCCAAACGGAGCAGCUUUUCAAGUACGCCGUAGAGAGAAUAAAUCGCGAUCCGGAGUUGCUACCCAACACGACCCUGAUCUACGACAUCCACUACGUCGACCGCGAAGAUAGCUGGCACGCAUCGAAGAAAGCCUGCUUACAAGUGCAACAAGGAGCGCACGCUAUUUUCGGUCCGUCGGAUCCGUAUCUUGGAGCUCACGUCCAGUCAAUCUGCGAUGCGCUGGAGAUUCCUCACCUUGAGGCCCGCUUAGAUAUGGACAGCGAAUACAAACCUUAUUCGAUCAACGUGUAUCCACCAAUAGACAUCAUCAACAAAGCCUUCAUGGACGUUAUGUUCUUCCUCAAUUGGACCAAAGUUGCCAUCAUUUAUGAAGAAGACCAAGGGUUGGUGAUGCUUCAGGAUAUGAUCCGCGCGCCAAUGGCCAAGCCCAUGGAAAUACUCCUUCGUCAGGCGUCUCCCGACACAUACAAGGACGUGCUCAAGGAGGUCAAAGCCAAAGAAUUCUACAAUCUUGUAAUCGACACCAGGCCGGAGAACAUGAAUUUCUUCCUCAAAGGGGUUCUUCAGCUUCAGAUGAAUGAUUACAAGUACCACUACUUGUUUACGACUUUUGACGUGGAAAUAUUCGACUUAGAGGCCUUCAAGUACAACUACGUCAACAUAACGGCAUUCCGAGCCGUCGACAGCGAAUAUUUCCGUGUGAUGCAGACGCUCAAAGAGAUGGAACGGGUUCAAAUGCCCGGCUACAAUACCUCGGUCAUCAAUCGAACUCGAAUCCUUCAGAUCGAGCCGGCCUUGUUUUACGAUUCGGUCCACGUUUUCGCUCACGGACUGCAGGCGCUGGACCGCAGCUCUUCUCUUCGUCUGGCCAACAUGUCGUGUGACGAUGAAGUUCCAUGGAGUGACGGCUCCUCUCUAUUUAAUUACAUCAACGCAGUUGAAUACAGGGGAUUGACCGGUCCGGUGCAGUUCCGCGAGGGCCGCCGCACCAACUUCAAGUUUGAUCUUCUAAAACUGAAAUCCCACGCCCUCCUCAAAGUUGGCGAAUGGACGCCUCGAACCGGAGUCAAUCUCACCGACCCAGUGGCUUUCUUCGACGCUGGAACGAUGAACGUCACUCUCGUUGUCACCACCAACUUGGAAGUGCCCUACGUAUUGCUUGCAUCUGGCUACAAUCUGACUGACAAUGAACGCUACGAAGGCUUCUGCGUUGAAUUGAUCAAAGAAAUCGCUCACUUGGUGGGAUUCAACUACACCAUUCGGCUAGCGCCCGAAGCCAAGUACGGCAUCUCUGAUCCGAAAACGGGAGAAUGGAACGGUAUUGUGCGGGAGCUCAUGGAUCGGAAAGCAGACUUGGCGAUUGGUAGCAUGACGAUCAAUUAUGCCCGAGAGAGUGUCAUCGAUUUCACGAAGCCUUUCAUGAACCUCGGAAUCAGCAUCAUGUUCAAGGUUCCAACCAAGCCGCCAGCGCGUCUUUUCUCGUUCAUGAAGCCGUUGACGUUGGACAUUUGGCUCUACGUUUUAGUAGCCUAUGCUUUGGUUUCCAUCACCAUGUUCCUAGUCAGUCGAUUCUCACCCUACGAAUGGCACAAUCCAUAUCCGUGCGUCGCCGAUCCCACCGUCAUCCGCAAUCAAUUCAGUCUGGGCAACAGCUUCUGGUUCACUGUCGGCACGUUGAUGCAACAAGGUUCUGAUCUCAAUCCCAAGGCGGCUUCAACGAGGAUCGUGGGCAGCAUCUGGUGGUUUUUCACGCUGAUUAUCAUCUCGUCAUACACCGCCAAUCUAGCCGCCUUCCUCACCGUCGAGCGGAUGGCCUCCCCAAUUGAGUCGGCUCAGGAUUUGGCCGAGCAAAGGGAGAUCGCCUACGGGACCCUCGAGAGCGGAUCGACCAUGACAUUUUUCCGAGAUUCGAAAAUUGAAACUUAUCAAAAGAUGUGGCGGUUCAUGGAGAACAAAAAGCCAUCGGUGUUCGUCUCAACCUACGACGAAGGCAUCCGCAGAGUCCUGGAUGGCAACUACGCAUUCCUGAUGGAAUCGACAACGCUCGAUUAUUUUGUGCAUCGAAAUUGUAACCUUACUCAGAUAGGGGGCUUACUCGACUCGAAAUACUACGGCAUCGCUACGCCUAUCGGAUCUCCGUGGAGAGAUAGGAUUUCCUUGGCCAUUCUCGAACUUCAAGAGAAGGGCGUCAUCUACCAAUUGUACAGCAAAUGGUGGAAGAAUAAAGAAGAGGUCUGCAACAAAUUCCCGCAAGGCAAAGAAACCAAGACUACUUUGGGCGUCGACAGCAUUGGUGGCGUUUUUGUUGUCCUGCUGUGCGGAUUGGCCGUAGCUGUCCUUAUCGCCAUCAUCGAAUUCUGUUGGAAUUCGAAGAAGAGUGCGGCCUACGAACAACAAUCGCUAUGCUCAGAGAUGGCCGAGGAGUUUUGUUUUGCCGUCCGCUGUCGAGGAUCCGUCCAGCGUCCAGCUUUCAAAAGGAAAUGCUCCCAGUGCGUCACUCACUGCUCGUACUUGAGAGAAAUGGAUUCUCAUCACGUGCCGGUUCCCACAAACGGACUUUUAGCCGAAAAUUUCCGAGAAGAUUUCAGCACCGAGUACCAAACCGAAGGACUGUCCAAUAAUACCGUCGUUUGAAGAUAUAUUUCUGACUAUUUGAUCUAUUUAAGAUGAUCUCAAUUAUCGGGUUUGAAUAAACUGUUUUCCCUUAUUA